Brassica napus (rape) is the source of this 2852-nucleotide messenger RNA. RefSeq lists its product as uncharacterized. The record is from RefSeq and is a predicted model, not a curated record. Lineage: Eukaryota; Viridiplantae; Streptophyta; Magnoliopsida; Brassicales; Brassicaceae. The transcript has 2 exons. The coding region runs from base 1170 to 2177 and encodes 335 amino acids.
GCUUAUCUUUUUAUAUAAAAAAUAUAAAAAAUAUUUUAUAAAAAAUAUAUAAAAGCGAGUAAACUUAUUUUAUAAAAAAUAUAUAAAAGCGAGUAAACUUAAUCUAGUAAUCGACAUAGAAGAUGGAGAUAUCAAACUUGGUGGAGGACAGAAAAAUGGGAUUUCGGAUGAAAACCCUGACGAAAGAGAAAGAGAGAGACAUAAAUGGAUGGUCAAAUAAGAAAGUGACACCUAAGGGUCUUUACCAAUUCUAAAAAUCCUAAUUUAAACACCUGUUUUAUAUUUUGUUUACUUUUUUCAUUUAUUAUUUUUCUCUAUUUUGUUUGGAACCCCACUUAAGAGGCGUUGAUGGAGGUGGUCUUAUCUUUUAGGGGGUUUCAAGAUUUUCUUUUGUUGUAAUAUACUUUUGAUUCUUUGGAUCGAUUAUCUUUUUGCUUGCCAAAUUUUAUUUUUCGCUUGGGUGAUUUUUGAAGUGUUUAUCGAUCUUUCACGAAGCUUUUCUUAAAGUUAUUGCUUUGUCUUUGUUGAAGAUCGCAAUAAUCUGCUUUCCGCUUGGCCUUUAUUCCGAUUCCGUCGGUGAUUUGAAACAGAAAGCUCCUUUUUAUGUGUUCACUUUUAUUCCGAUCAGUCUUUCCCGAUCUUAGCUGGUUAUGGCGUUAUGGAAAGCAUAUCUGAUUGAGAGUUAAUAGGGUUUGAUGGAUCUCUUUGGUCAAUUCUGGAGUAGAUCAUGAAGAAUUGGCAUUCUAACGAUCCAAGAAAUGGUCUUUUUUUUUUCCAAGAAAUGGUCUUCCUUCAAUCUGGCUAAGCUUCCUCUGCUUUACUUUCCAAUGAAACGGGUAUGGUCUGAUCAGGUGGUCGCGGUAGAGGUGAAAAGCAACCUCAAAUUCGUAUUAGCGUUUAGAGCAACGGCGGAGAAGAGAAGAAAUGUGGAGGUCAAAUCGUAAGAGUCGCGGUGGUGAAGCUCCCUCGACGGCCGUGCUGCUGUUUUCUUCAGUUUAGGACACAUUAGAAUACAUGUUCUAUGGUGGCUUCCCCAAUUGACACGUGCUAUAUGACCACUCCCAUUAGUUUUAGGCUUCGAAUGGUACCAAUGGAUUAAACGGUGUGCGAUUAGCGGAUUGAAUAUUAGGUGGACGGCGAUGGCGAUGGCGAUUGACUGUUAGGGUUCGAUGAAUUUUCGCGAAUGGGAUCCGGGGACUCGAGGGGUUACAGGAAUCUCGGUUCAUCAAUAUGGGGAGUUAGAGGCGACCCGCAAAGGAUUCAAAGCAUUGAAAAGUACAUAUCUGAUUGAGAUUACAGGCGAUUUCAUACAAAAAGGAAAAUUGGGAAUUGAGGGAUUUUGGUGUUUCUUGGAAGUUUGGUCUCGGAAUCUCCAAGGUAUGAUUCUGAACCAGAAAGGGGAAGUAGCUGCUUUGGAGUUUAAGAAAAAGAUUUACGGAUCUUUUUUCCUCCGAGUUUGGAAGGUUUUGAUGGGGUCUAGGCCCUCGUCGCCACCCACAAGCGUACGGUCAGUAAAACGGCAACUCGUCAUGGAGAAGGAGCAAAACAGCAGGAGGAGAAGGGUCUCGCAAACCCCAAACCUAAUGCCACCAAACCUUAGAAGUAUCAUGAAGACACAAGAAGUGGAGGGUUUAUGCAAGCAGUUGGUGUGCUCUAUUUUUAAUUUUAAUUCUGUUUUUCGGUUUAAUAAGCUCUGUGAGCAUCUUAUUGAGAUUUGUUUUGGUUAUUUUGUUGGUUCUACUUGUUCCAUGUGUUUCAUUGGCUUGCCCUACGUGGGUUUCAAUUGGAAUAUGACGAGACUCUUUGGUUUUUGGUUUUGGCUUGGAUGUGGCGGUGGUUUUAGUGGGCUUUCUCUUACGGUUUCAAAACAACAGACGCCAUGUCUGCAAGAUGGUUUUACUAUAGAGGAGCUACUGUGUUUGGUCUCAUUAAACCAUCCACAGAUAUCACAUGUGUGUACGGAGGUGUCUGAGUUGGUGGAGAUCGGUCAAAAGGAUAGUAGAAUGGUUUUAUAUUUGCGUAUGGGUUGGUCUUCUAUUUGUUUUCUUAUUCGGAUGAAAUGGUGUUGUGUCUCUGUGAUAUUUUUUUCAAACAAGGGAGUUAGGGAGUUUGGCUCAAGAAGUCCAACAAUUAUGGAGGGGGGAUACCAAUGGUGGGUUACGAAAAAGCAAGGCUGAGGUUUUAUUUUUUCGAAGAGGUUUAGUGGUCCAAUAUUAUAUUUCUGUGAAGGUUUUCUACGUCUUACAAGAUACACAUAAGGUCUGGUACUUUCUAAUGUUUAAUAAAAAUAGGAUUUCAAUUAUAAGUAAACAUCGAGGAAGGACAUUAGAAGUGGCACGUGGUUUAAAAUCUGUUGAUGAUCAAGAAUUUAUUUGGAGUGGUUUGGAGAGAAUCUGGAUACAUGGGAGAUGGGAGGUUAUAUUCAAUACGCACAUGUUAAUUGAGGCAGUACGGCUUCAAUGGGGUGUACGGUUUUGGUCCAUGUUGCAAUUUAUAUAUUUUGGUGCAGUGAAAGAUCAGGUUUAUGGCAAUACGAUUCACACAAAUUAUGCCGAGUGCAUUCUGGUUACUCAGGGUUUCCUCACACCCGAUUGUCUAGCUCAAAUGAGCUUUCUCCAAAAAAAAAUUUUAUGAUAGUGUUGAGCUGGAAUUGUAGAGGUGCGGGAAGUCAUUGGACAAUUAGUUAUCUCCGGGAAAUAUGGCAUAAACAUAGACCGGAUUUUUUGUUCCUCUCCGAGACAAAACAGGAUUUGACGUUUAUUCAGGGGUUACAGUCCCAUUUUGGUUAUGACAAUUUAGUUACAGUGGACCCGGUUGGUGCGAGUGGAGGUUUGGCGUUGUUUUAUAAUAAU